Molecule: messenger RNA, 2535 nt
Organism: Ustilaginoidea virens
Lineage: Eukaryota; Fungi; Ascomycota; Sordariomycetes; Hypocreales; Clavicipitaceae
Exons: 5
Coding region: 1-2535 (844 amino acids)
Biological process (GO): protein dephosphorylation; DNA damage response
Cellular component (GO): protein phosphatase 4 complex; nucleoplasm
Molecular function (GO): protein phosphatase activator activity
Source: RefSeq, a predicted model, not a curated record
AUGGCACACCAAGUGUCUCAUCAGGCGACGGACAAGAAGCGCGUCAAGGUUUACGAGCUGCGCGACAAUGACUGGUUUGAUCGCGGAACAGGCUUUUGUACCGCAACAUAUGCGAUUACAGAUGAUGGCUGCAAAGACCCUCGAGUCAUUGUGGAGUCCGAGGAUCAUCCCGAGCGGCUACUGUUGGAAACCAAGAUUCACAAGGAUGAUGGCUUCCAAAAGCAGCAAGAAACUCUCAUCCUGUGGCAAGAGCCCGGGAGCGGAGUCGACAUGGCCUUGAGCUUCCAGGAAGCCGAAGGUUGCGCCCUGAUAUGGCGAUUCGUUAGCAACGUGCAGCAGACGUUUCCCAACAAUCUUGGAGGCGACGACAACCUCUCGGACGAUCUGGCCGUCGAGGUUCCAGCCGCCAUCAACCUCCCUGCUGCCGAGCUUGGAAACUUGCCCGAGAUUGAGUCCAGCAUGCGCAUCAUUAGCGCAAGUGCCAACGGCCGCGACGCUCUCGCCAAGUUUAUAAUGGCCGACGACUACAUCAGCAAGCUGAUUCCCCUGGUUGAAAUGGCCGAGGAUCUCGAAAGCCUGCCCGACCUUCAUCGACUCUGCAACAUCAUGAAGACCAUCAUCCUGUUAAACGAUACAACCAUCAUCGAGCACGCCGUAUCCGACGACUGCGUUCUUGGCGUUGUUGGCGCACUAGAGUACGACCCCGACUUCCCCAGCCACAAAGCGAAUCACCGUCACUGGCUCGACAACCAAGGCCGGUACAAGGAGGUUGUCAGGAUAGAAGAUGAUCAAACCCGCCAAAAGAUUCAUCAGACCUACCGUCUCCAGUACCUGAAAGAUGUGGUUCUUGCCAGGAUCCUCGACGACCCUACUUUUUCCGUCCUGAAUUCCUUGAUCUUCUUCAACCAGGUCGACAUUCUCCAACAUCUGCAAUCCAACACUGGAUUCAUGGGCGAGCUCUUUUCCAUCUUUACUUCUCGACGCCGUGACCAGAAGAAGAAGAAGGAUGCUGUCUUGUUUAUUCAGCAGUGCUGUGCCGUUGCCAAGAGUCUCCAACCUCCGGCCAGGCAAUCGCUCUAUAACAACCUCAUCGCGCACGGGCUGAUGCAAGUAAUUCACUUUGGGCUGAAGCACGGAGAUGUGGGCGUCAGGAUCGGGGCCACGGACAUCUUGGUCUCCAUCAUAGACCACGAUCCGCAAAUGAUACGCCAGACGACGUACCGCCAGAUGCACGACAACCAACCCUCAUUGAUUGACUCGCUGAUUGACCUUUUGCUUGUCGAGGGAGACCUCGGGGUCAAGUCGCAAAUCUCGGAAGCUUUGAAAGUGCUUUUGGACCAAGGAAUUCUUCCCCAAGGACCAGAACUCGUCCGGCUGAACGGCGAGUUGCCUGGGAGACCACGGCCUCAACCUGCAUCCGAUCCUCAGCAGGAACUUUUCCUCACCCGAUUCUACGAGAGGUCUGCCCCGAAACUUUUCAAGCCGCUGCUGGACCUCGAACACCAAGCCGAUUUGAGCUUUGCGGUGCAGAAAGCAUCCAUGUUUACUACUCUCGUCGAACUCCUGUCUUUUUUCAUCCGCCAGCAUCAUCGAUUCAGCAGGUAUUUAGUGAUGAACAACAAUAUCAUUCCGCGAGUCACUCAACUGCUAAAGAGUCCUGAAAAGUAUUUGCGCCUAGUCGCUAUUCGUUUUCUCCGAAGUCUGAUCGGUAUGCAAGAAGAGUUCUACAUCAAGCAAAUCACAGAAAAGCAUGCCUUGUCCUCUACGUUGAACGUGUUCAUCGAAACCUUGCCAAGAGACAAUCUCCUCAGCUCGGCCUGCCUCGAGCUGUUUGAGUUCAUCAAGAGGGAGAACAUCAAGGACCUGAUGAAAUACCUGGUUGUCAACCGUCGAGAAAGCUUGACCGGUUUGAGCUACAUGGCCACCUUUCGAGACAUCCUCUUGCACUAUGACCAAACACAAGGCUAUACAGCCAACAUGGACUACUUCCUGGAGGGCGAGGAUGACAUGCCGCGCAAGCCGCCACCCAACACGCGACUGAUGGAGCACAUCACCGUGGACGCGAGCGAGGAGGAGUACUGGAACACGUCGGAUCCAGAAGAAGAAGAAGAAGAGCAGCAUCACGACGCCAUGUCCAACAAGAUGCUGCCAAGUAACGGGCCCUCGACCCCCUCCAAGCCUCUGGUCGACUAUUCCUCUGAUGAGGAGAGCGACCCAAAUGCCAGCCUAGAAGGAGACGCCGUCGUCGAAGGAACUCCCUCGUCCACGCCAUCCGGACUGCCGACUGUAUCCCCUCCAGCAGAGCGGCUGUCUGAGAAGCGCCGCCGGGAGGAGGACGAAGAAGACGAACUCGGCAAGCUGAUGCAGAACAAGCGCAGGAACAGCAGCUCCCUGGAGCCAAGCGUCACCAACAGAAGCCCGCGGAUGACGCCAAGGCGAAAAUCGCUGGGAGGCGCCUCGGGAAACGGCAAGAUUGCCAUCAACCUCUCUACCUCGGUCCGGACAGGAGGGUCCAGAUCAGGCGACGAGACGUAG